Messenger RNA from Didymodactylos carnosus, 2181 nucleotides. The record is from the annotation of a GenBank genome assembly. NCBI's taxonomy places the organism in Eukaryota, Metazoa, Rotifera, Eurotatoria, Philodinida, Philodinidae.
AUGAAAUGUAUAAAGUUCAUACUAUUAAUAUGGGUUAGUGUCGUCUUAGAUAUUAAUAAUUUUAAACUUCCAUCAAUAAUUCAAAUAGGAGCAAUAUUUGAUGAAAAAGACAUUCAAUCUCGAACUGCAUUUGAAUAUGCAGUGAAAAAAAUAAACGAAAAUUCAAAUUUAUUUUCACAAAACACAACAAUUGUCUAUCAAAUGGGAAAUGUAUCAUCACAUGACAGUUAUUCAGCAUAUCGAAUAGUUUGUAAUCAACUUCAUCAAGGUGUUGCAGCCGUUUUUACAGGAUAUCUAACACCCGCUUUAGAACAUGUUGGCUCAUUAACAAGUUUACUUCAUAUUCCAUUCUUUAUUUCAUCAUCCGAUCGUCAAACUAAAGUGGAUAUUUAUAAUUUAAAUGUUUAUCCACAUUAUACUACAACGAGUUUAGCAUUCAAUGAUCUUAUUAAAUUUCAAGAAUGGGACGAAUUAACUAUUAUAAUUGAACAUGCUGAAAAUUUGUUAUAUUUACAAGAUCUUUUUAGAUUACCAGUCGAGACACCGACAAUGAAAGUAACUGUUAGACAAUUACGGGAUAAACCAGAAAAAUGGUUACCGCUAUUGAAACAAUUACAAGAAUCAGGUGUCUCGAAAUUUUUAGUCGAUAUUUCAACGGAGCAGUUGAGAAAUUUUUUUGAACAGGCGAAAAUAGCAGGAUUAGUGGGACCCUAUUAUCAUUUUGUGUUAACAUCAAUGGACAUUUCAACUAUUGAUUGGAAUAAAAUGUUUUUUACAUUGGUGAAUGUAACUGGAUUACGAAUUUUUAAUGCAAAAGAUCAAGCAAUAAAAGAAUUUUUCAACGUCAACCAGAGUAUAUUACUUACACACAAUGAAUCAUCAAUUCGAACAUCAACUGCAUUAAUGUAUGAUUCAGUAUACUUUUUUGCAAGAGCACUAAUAGAAUAUGUUAAACAAAAUGAACUUUAUAUAAGACAACUUUCAUGUGAUGCUGAAGAACAAUGGGAUAUUUAUGGAUUCAAGUUUGCCAGUUUUCUUAAAAGAUUUGAAGUAAAUGGUAUAACUGGUAUUAUCAAAUUUGAUGAAAAUGGUUUACGAACAAAAGAUUUGAAAUUCGAUGUGAUCGAUUUGGCUGAUGAUGGAGUUCAGAAAAUAGGCACAUGGACAUCCAGUUACGAUUGUGUACGAUUAAAUAUUCAACGUAAUUAUACGAAAGAUUUUGAGAUACGAAAACAUGAAAUAGAAAAUCAAAAUUUGAGAGUUAUAACAAUUAUAGAGCCGCCAUAUGUUAUGUUAAACAAUAGUAGUAGUAGUUAUACGAAUGAAACAAAGGAUUUUUUUGGUUUUUGUAUUGAUAUUCUGAAAGAAUUAUCUAUUCGUUUAAAUUUUACAUACGAAAUUUCGGUUGUUGCCGACGGAACAUUUGGAAAACGAAAUGACAGUGGAAAAUGGAAUGGUAUCAUUGGUGAACUUGUUGCAAGGCGUGCUGAUCUAGGUUUAGCCGGCCUAACAAUAACAUAUCAACGUGAACAAGUCAUCGAUUUUACUAAACCAUUUUUAACACUUGGUAUUAAUAUUUUAUAUAAAAAACCACAAAAAAAAGCUCCGAAUCUAUUUUCAUUUUUGGCACCUUUAAGUGUCGAAGUAUGGCUCUAUAUGAUCGUUGCUUAUUUUGUUGUUAGUUUUAUUUUGUAUAUUGUUGCUCAUCUUUCACCAUACGAAUGGAGAAAUACACGUCCCUGUAGAAGAAGGAAUAUAGAACUAGAAAAUCAAUUUACAUUGUUGAAUUCUCUAUGGUUUAUCAUUGGAAAUCUGAUGCAACAAGCGGCCUUUUUGACUGUUCAACGUAUGCAAACACCGAUUGAACAUGCUGAAGAUUUAGCAAGACAAACUGAAAUUGCGUACGGCGUACAACGAGGUGGCUCAACAGAAAACUUUUUUCGAGAAUCGAAAUUAGCCACAUAUGAACGUAUGUGGACAUUUAUAUCAGGAAACUAUGAACGCGUAACUGUUCCUUCGAGCCUAGCGGGAAUAGAAAAAGUGAAAAAAGAAAAUUAUGCAUUUCUUAUCGAAUCGACAACAAGUGAAUAUAAUAUCAUGCGAGACUGUAAUUUAACGUCAAUUGGGGGUUUAUUAGAUAGCAAAGGUUUGCUACUUAUGCUAUCUAUUUCUGGUAUAUAA